Molecule: messenger RNA, 906 nt
Organism: Symbiodinium natans
Lineage: Eukaryota; Dinophyceae; Suessiales; Symbiodiniaceae
Source: the annotation of a GenBank genome assembly
AUGAUUCUUGAUGCGAAACAUGCGUCCGAGACGAAAGUGGGCAAGGAAAUAUCCAAGAUCAAGGGCAAGAUGGAGGAGAGUCCGAGCUCCGGGCUAAAGGGGAUGAGGGUGAGACUCUGUCAGGCCAUGGCUGAGAAGAUUAAGAUGAUCAAUUCGGAUCUCCAGUCGAGCAUUGCCAAGCUUGAGGAAGUUUGGGAGGGCGAGGUUGGGACGCUGAAGCACGAGCUGUGGCAGACCAUCCAGGCCCACAACCACAACGCGGACCUCCUGAAGCACCACAAGGACGCCAUAGACCAAGUCCAGAGCCGAAUGACGGAUAUGGCCGACGCCUCGGUGCACUUGCAGCUCUUGCAGGUUGACAAGGUGCUUCAGAGAGAAAUGGCGAAGGAGCAACAGAUGGAUCAGUUGAUGGCGCGCUUGACAGUCGUGCAGCAGCAGCUUAUGUCGGUUUGGGCAGGCGCAUCCACAGGAUCUUCGGCAUUUUUGGCAGCUCAGGCCGCUGGUGGAGCAUCUCUUCAAAGUGCCCUCGCGGCCCAGGCCAGGGCGGCACCCGCCGCUAGCAGCAAGAAGGCCCAGAAGAAGGUGACGAAGACCACCAAAGGCGCCAAGGCGUCCGCAGCUUCUUUGGCGGCGGCCGCCUCCUUGCGAGCUGAGGCCUUGCGCGGGCGUUGGCUCUUUCUUAGGAAAAGGAGGAUUCCGCGAGCUCUUCUCAAGAGUCUCAAAAGUUGUCCUCGAUGGUCUCUAAGAGGUGUUUUUGCAUAUUGUCCUUGUGGACCUUUCGGGAGUCUUGAGAUGGGAAGAGCCGCUGGGGAAGGGGCUUUGGAGUUCUUGCUCCUCAACACGUCUUCGGCUAUAGACAUUGUUCGUUUCUGGGUGGUGUUUCUUUUUUUGCUCGUAAGACCUUGA